This is a messenger RNA of Capsella rubella, 874 nucleotides long. RefSeq lists its product as uncharacterized. The record is from RefSeq and is a predicted model, not a curated record. NCBI's taxonomy places the organism in Eukaryota, Viridiplantae, Streptophyta, Magnoliopsida, Brassicales, Brassicaceae. The coding region runs from base 110 to 637 and encodes 175 amino acids. The transcript is spliced from 4 exons.
UCAACAGCUGUAACAAGUCUUGAUAGGCUCUUAAGGCUAGUCUUGGGUUAUAUAACAAGUCAUCUUCUAGUCAUUGAGGAAGAGAGAAAAAAGGAUCUGAUCAAGAACAAUGGCAACGACAAGACAGAUCUUGGAACAGCCACAAUCGCCAUUUAUUCAACGUAUCAAGAGCUCAGGGAACAUAAGUAUCAAUGGUAGUAGUCCCAUGGUUGAUGAUAAAGAAGAGGAGCUUUCACAGUCUGCUUUUGCUUUGUUUAAGGCUAAAGAAGAUGAGAUUGAGAGGAGGAAGAUGGAGGUUAAGGAUAGGGUUCAGACAAAGCUUGGACUCGCGGAAGAAGCUACUAGAAGAUUAGCCGAGAUUCGAGAAGAGCUUGAAGCUCUUACCGAUCCAAUGAGAAAAGAGAUAUCCGCGAUAAGGAAAAGAGUCGAUACUAUUAACCGAGAACUCAAGCCUUUAGGACAGAGUUGUCAGAGAAAGGAGAGAGAGUUCAAAGAAGCACUUGAAGCUUACAAUGAAAAGAACAAAGAGAAAUCUAUGUUUGUUAGCAAGCUUGUUGAGCUGGUUACCGAAAGCGAGAAGCUACGGAUGACAAAGCUUGAGGAACUCAGCAAAAGCAUUGAAGUUUCUCUACGCUGACACAAGAUUAUGAUGACAAAGGCUGCAAAAGCAGCUAGCUUUGGUUUCUUCUUUCUUUUGUGCUUUUGUAAUUGUUUGAUUCGAUAUUUUCUCGUCUGUGUGAUCCAAAUCUGUUUUUUUCCUGAUUCAGUAACCUUAGCAUAAAUGUGUUUCAGUUUCAUGUAUGUGACAAUGCUCCACAAAUAUGAUGUUUUCUUCCUGACUUCUUUCUGUAAGAGCAAACUUUAACCUCUUUCA